AUGACACCCCCCUGCCGCGUCUUCCCCGCCUCAGAGCUCGAGUCCGAGAUCCAGACGACGGACGGACAGCGCCUGCGCAAGGGCGGCGGGCGGAUCGACCUGUCGGCGUGCGAGCUGCUCGCGAUGGUGCAGUACGAGUGCCAGAUCGACCGGCCCGAGCUGGCCAACAGUCCCGUGUGGUGCUGGCCUGUGCAGCGCUGGUUUCGCCGAUGUCAAGAUAAGAAGGGUGGUAGUUUUAUGGUCGAGACUACGAUAUGGGAGGAGAGCAGGAAAAAGGGAAAAGAAAAAGACAAAGAGUGA
Hypoxylon fragiforme is the source of this 300-nucleotide messenger RNA. RefSeq lists its product as uncharacterized. The record is from RefSeq and is a predicted model, not a curated record. The coding region runs from base 1 to 300 and encodes 99 amino acids. The transcript has 2 exons. Gene Ontology annotation, cellular component: mitochondrial inner membrane peptidase complex. Lineage: Eukaryota; Fungi; Ascomycota; Sordariomycetes; Xylariales; Hypoxylaceae.